Molecule: messenger RNA, 2085 nt
Organism: Anisakis simplex (herring worm)
Lineage: Eukaryota; Metazoa; Nematoda; Chromadorea; Rhabditida; Anisakidae
Source: the annotation of a GenBank genome assembly
AUGAAACGUUGCAAUACACAAACGAAAACUCGUCCGAGUGUCUUGGAUCAUUGUUGGUCGUCAACAAACUGCGCAACAACUGAAGAAGCCAACGGUGACGAGAUGAAUCGAAAACCCUUAGCAACGAACAUCGUUGUUAAUCGAACUGAAUGCCGAACAGGUGGUGCUCAGAACGAAUCGCAUUCAGUUGAAAGCCGCCCUCAAUGCAGCAUCGCGGAGAGAGCGUUCAAAAAACGAACGAAAAACAGUGUCGAUGAAGAGCUUUUAAUGUCUGAACGAAAAUAUCUGCAGCAAUAUUGUGUAUCGCCAAAGAAUCAACGACAUUCUCCACGAGUCAUCGUAAAAAAAUCCAAAGCCUCGAAACAUCCAAUCAAAUCUGUGCAAUUAUCUGUUAUAAAGAAAUGUGCGACUGGAAAGAAUUCACCGUCACCAAAACUUGAGCAACGGCGAAAGAAAUUUAUGCGUGCAAAUUGGGAUCAGUCAAAUCAGGAGUAUCGUACCGAGGAGUUUUCGUAUCAAAGAAGCGAUCAAGUCAUUUUUGAGAGUAAUGUUCUCAGUGACCCAAGUUUAUGUCCUCUAAUUAGCUACUCCCCGAAACCUUUCAGGGUUACUCCAAACACUCAUAAGCAUGAACGAAUGUUCCGGUCACAAGAGAUCACGUAUGGACCAGGCAUUGUACAGAAGUUACGAGAUAAAUUCGCUGAAAUGUCGAAUAUCGCAACGCAGAAUGUUCGUAUUUCUCCGCAUUCAAAGAGAAAACGAUUUCCAUCAGCAGACGAUAUUCUAUCUGACGAAGCCGAAAACCGUGAUCAAACACCCUAUCGGCCUGAAAAUUAUUUGUUGAAAAACUCUGCAAACAAGUCAGUCUCUGAAACGUCAGUUGAAGCAAGCAGUAGUCCACAAGUUGAAAAGGGUGAGCAGUCGAAAAAAUUCGUGGUCGAAUCGAUGCAGCACCGAAGUGAUGCCAUGUACGAUGACAGCAAAUCGCUGCCAGCACAGUUUCCAGCUGCUCACUACACUGCCCAUGAGGAACCUCCACCUCGGGUGCAAAUAAGUUCACUAAGGGAGAAAUUCGAAACUGCAAUCUGGAAUCGCACAACGCGUUCUUAUUCAACACCUCCCCACACAUACGAAUCGGAUGAACCAGAAUUCAUCCGUGUGCAGCGAAGAAUAAGAAGCCAGAGUCGAGACCAAGUUCUUGCAGAUAUUACUCCAUCAGACGGUUCUUAUCGUAAUCGCUUCAUCAGACCCGCAUUCCUAGCGGUCAAAAAAGAGCAAAAGGUGAUCGAACCAGAGACAAAAGACAGCUGGGGUCUUCCACAAUUGAAGGGAUCAGCUCGAAUCAUUGUGCAAUCGCCACCAAAGGACGAGUCAAGUGCCAAGAGUGGUCAUCCGUUGCCUGUUCGAGUCGCUGAACUAAUAAGCCCACCUGAUCCAGAUACUGCUCGACUCUCGUUACCCGAGCCCACUACGUUUCAGCCUCCACCACAUUAUGAACCAACGGAAUCCAGUCCACCACCCGAAGAACCAAAACCACUCACUAUUGAUGUAAAUCGAAGUGGUUUGGAUGAAAUGCAUCGUUUAUUGAGUAAGUUUAGUAUCAAUCGAGAGAGUAAGCCGAUCGAUGAUGAAGAAAAGAACGAAACCACAAAGACGAAACCAGCAGAAAGUUCGGACAUUUUAAGGCUACUCUCAUCGAGUGCCCGAUCAUUGACUAAAUUCGACACUGAAAAUGAACAGAAACCAAAAUUCGAAGAUCGUUCACUGAAAGAAGAGAAAAACGAACGAAAAGUCGAAGAAGCAGUGAAUCAGAAUUUCCCGAAAACUGAGAUUGACCGACAUGUUGGAAAAUCUUUCUUCCAAACCGACGAUUUGCCUAAAGUGGAGCCGCUCAGUAGACCGGCAACGUUACUGAAGGAUCAGACGCCGAUGUUCACGCCAAUGCGUAUGGAUGAUCGUGCUCGUGAUGGCUUACCGGAUCGAUCAUGGACUACUCGAGCUUUUUCACCGAAAAAUUCCGACAUUUUAAUGCUACUGUCACCGACGGCUCAAAUCCAACCGUUGCCUAAAUUCCAUCCACGUUAG